Messenger RNA from Medioppia subpectinata, 486 nucleotides. The record is from the annotation of a GenBank genome assembly. Lineage: Eukaryota; Metazoa; Arthropoda; Arachnida; Sarcoptiformes; Oppiidae.
AAAAGGUUGGCUUCAAUAGUAGUGUUGUGUUUGUUGUGCUGUUGUGUUGGUUAACACAUAAACACAAUUUAUUGACGAAACUGUAAUCGUAUGUAAUAUUUAGCAGUAAUAGUGAAGCAGUGUUUACGUUGAGUGUAGUGUAGUGUCUGUGUUGUGCUCAAGACAUGCACUGAUAACUGUUUGAUCCCAAGAGUGACACAAACAAUGGCUGAGCCGACGACGAGUGGCGGACCAAAGGAGUGUCACAAAUACGUGCAGCGCGUCGUCCAUCGGACAGCGGAACAGAUAAAACUGGUGGAAGAGCUGAAGAUGACCAAAGAGAAGAUCAAAGAGGCGGAGGAAGAGUGGCAGAACAGUCUUCACAGCUGGAAGUCGAAGCGCAGACAAUCCAAGAACAGCGAAGAAGGUAAGCCUAUCACUACCAAAGUGACCAUAUGUUUGCGCUUGAAUGGUUCUAAAUAUGUUUGUACGACCAUGGUGAUGUGA